Molecule: messenger RNA, 822 nt
Organism: Anopheles coustani
Lineage: Eukaryota; Metazoa; Arthropoda; Insecta; Diptera; Culicidae
Product: breast cancer metastasis-suppressor 1-like protein
Exons: 1
Coding region: 1-822 (273 amino acids)
Source: RefSeq, a predicted model, not a curated record
AUGGAUCAUUUGGAUAAUGAUAGUGAAGCCACCUUAACCGGCGACGAAGGCGAACAUUGCGGUGCAACGAGCAGUAAGAAGAACUGCAACGAUUUCUCGUUAACUGAGGAAGUUUAUAAAGAAAGGAAGCGAGAUUUGAUGCGCCAGUUGAAACUGCUGAAACAGGGUAAGCACCCGAAAUACCUCGCACGUGAACGUGCCCUGAAGAAGGAGCUGGAGCAACGGCUAUUGGAGAACGAGCUGGAGCGCAAGCGCCUGCUCGAGUUGUCCGAACGAGAAUAUCAACGUGAGAUCCGGGAAGCUGAAGAAGAGUUCGAAAGGGAAAGAAUUGCGCUGCUAAACAAGCUGGAGGCGGAAGCGCUGAAAGAGCGGGAACUUUGUUAUCAAGAGUUCAUCCGCGGGAAUCUGAGUGUGAUGUCCACCCCGACUCGUUCGUGCAUCGUAACCCGCUCCAAGGAGAACAAAUCGGAACCGAAGAAAGAGUCAACUCCACGACUGGUGUACCUUCUCGAGCCGGACCAGAUUAAGCAGGACCUGAUGGAGAUUUCUGGAAGCGAAUCAUCACCAAAACGCAACACUGAUGAACAAGUGGUAAUGGUGAACGGAAAUGAAACUACGAUGACAUUUAAUGGGCAUUUGUUCCAUUGCGGUGAUUCUAUAACAAUCAUGGGACUUCAGAUGAAUCCAAUUUCAGGUGCAAUUUCCCGUCUUUCCCAGGAAAGCCUGUAUUUUAAAUAUGAUAACCUGGACAGUGAGCAGUGUUUUCCGCUUUCGGACUUUCGUCAUGGCGGAAUCAAAAUUGUUCCACGUGAGGACUGGUAA